This is a messenger RNA of Juglans regia (Persian walnut), 3875 nucleotides long. Its product is annotated as protein MEI2-like 1. NCBI's taxonomy places the organism in Eukaryota, Viridiplantae, Streptophyta, Magnoliopsida, Fagales, Juglandaceae. The record is from RefSeq and is a predicted model, not a curated record. Gene Ontology annotation, molecular function: RNA binding.
AACCCAACUAACAACCACCCCACCCCCUCUCUCUCUCUCUAACUCAGCGAGUGUCCGGCGAGCGUAUUCUCGCCGGAAUUCGCUCAUCCCUCCUCCAAAUCUCGACGUUUCCACCAUCCGAGCUCUACGAGUCUCCUAUAGAGAUCAAAAGAAUCUCUGAUUUUUUGUCUUUAUUUUUUAAUUAAUUUUUUUUUUAAGCAACGAGGAUUAGAUUUUUUUUUUAAAUAAAAAACAACAGCAAAAAGGAAAAUAUUCCGUGUCUGCGUCCGUCUCCGUCUCUUUCCAAUUCUCCUUUUGGUUAUGGUGGUGAAUGAUAGCUUGCAAGCGAAUGCAAAUGCAAAUGCAGGUUCUAACUAAUCCACAUAUGCUCUGAGAUCCCUUUUUUGUUUUUCUCUUCUCUCAUUCCUUUCCUCCUUUGGUUCCUCUUUCUUCUCCCAAUUUUCCAAAUUCUAGAGAGAGACAGGAAAGUGAGAGGGAGCGAGAUUCGACAUGAUGGUCAAUUUGUAUUUUUAGAUGAAGAGCCAUGCAGCCUAGACAGGGUGGGCAAGUGAGAAUCUUUAGAGUUUUUCUCUCUCUUAUUAGAGUUUCUGGUUUGGGAGUUUCGGUAUGCCAUUUGAAGUAAUGGAUCAGGGUGUGUCUGCCUCGUCUCAUUGCUUUGAAGAAAUUUAUUUUCCUUCUGAGAAAGUUGGAUAUCUGAAACCCAAGGGCAUGUCUCAUCACGGAGGAAUGAAUGGAAUGGUAGCAACACCUGGAAGCGUGUUGGAUGCUUUACCACACCUAGAAAAACUUUCACCUAUAGGGGCACAGUCUGUGGAUGCUCUGGAACUGCCACAGUCAAUUCUACCUAGAGAUCAAAGAAAAAAGACAGGUUCUGGUGGAGAAGAAGCUGAUUUAUCCAAUGCUUCAUGGAAAUCCGUGAAUCACCAAAUGGAAUCGUUGUCAAAUGCGUGCAUGCAGAUGCCUUCUCAUAGUUUGGACAGGAAGAAGACUGUAAUCAGUGGCACCAAUCAUGAAAGUAGUUUGUUUUCAAGCUCUUUGUCUGAAAUAUUUAGUAGAAAGUUGGGAAUUUUGGGGAAUGAGGUUCCAUCUCAUCAGCCUGCUAGUGCUGUUUUUUCCCACCAUGAUGAAGAGCUGUUUGAAUCUAUUGAAGAACUUGAGGCCCAAACUAGCGGAAAUUUCCUUCCUGAUGAAGAUGACCUGUUUUCUGGCAUGAUUGAUGAGCUGGCAUGUAGUGCUCAUGCCAAUAGUGGAGAUGACUUCGAAGAUUAUGAUUUAUUCAGCAGUGGGGGAGGUAUGGAAUUAGAAGGGGAGGAUCGCAUGUAUAUGGGGCAAAGGAAUUUUGAUUAUAUCAGGGGCCCUUCCAACGGUCAAGUGGGUUCUAAUAGCUCAAUUGUUGGUGAACACCCUUUUGGUGAACACCCAUCUAGAACACUCUUUGUGAGAAAUAUAAAUAGCAAUGUUGAGGAAUCUGAAUUAAAGGCUUUUUUUGAGCAACAUGGAGAUAUUCGAAUGCUGUAUACUGCCUGCAGGCAUCGUGGGUUUGUUAUGGUUUCUUACUAUGACAUAAGGGCAGCUCAAAAUGCAAAGAGAGAACUUCAAAAUAAGCCAUUGAAGCGUAGGAAACUUGACAUACAUUAUUCGAUACCAAAGGACAAUCUUUCAGAGAGUGAUAUUAACCAAGGCACCCUGGCUGUAUUCAACCUUGAUUCCUCUGUUUCAGAUGAUGAGCUUCGCCAGAUUUUUGGCUUUUAUGGAGAAAUCAAAGAAAUCUUUGAUAUUCCACAUAAGUAUCACCCAAAGUUCAUAGAGUUUUAUGAUGUUCGAGCUGCAGAAUCUGCUCUUCGUGCACUGAAUAGGAGUGAUAUUGCUGGCAAACAGAUCAAGGUUGAACCAAGCCAUCCAGGGAUUGCAAGAUGGUGUGUGAUGGAACAGUUCGAGCAGGAGCAAGAUGGACGUAAUGUUUGCCAAAGCCCUUGUAAAAAUUUAUCACCAGUAUGCACAGCCCGAUCACCUGUGAGUUCAUAUGUUGAAAAUGUAUUCCCUCACAGGAGUUCAAGUGUUCCGAACAACUUGCCCUCUCCAGUGAGAGUGGCAUCCAUUGGCAAACAAUUUGGCAUUUGUGAUUCAAAUCAGUCUCUAAAUGAAAUAAAAUUUUCCAACCAAUGCAUUCCCAGUUUCCAUCCUCAUUCCUUUCCGGAGUAUCUUGAUGGUUCAGUCAAUGGUAGUCCAUGCAAAACUUCAAGCCAUAUGGCUGAUAUGGCUGUCAGUCUCGGUCCCAAAGUGGCUGAAGGAAUUGACAGUAGGCAAAUUAUCAAAGUGAGUUCCAACAUUCGCACAAUGGAACCCAAUGCAGGAGUUUUUGGUUCCUUGGGAAAUGGGAGUUAUCCCUUUCAUCAUCACUUCCCAUGGAACAACUCGCAUCAGCAACAUCCUUCAAGUCCCAUGAUUUGGGGGAAUUCAACUUCAUUUGCCACUGGUGUUCCUGCUCAUCACCUUCCACAAACGCCUGGAUUUCCGAGAGGAUCACACCAAUUGCUGAACACGUCACCUGUGCACUGCCAUGUUGGAUCGGCACCAGCUGUAAAUCCUUCUCUCUGGGAUAAGCAGCAUUCCUAUCUGGGGGAAUCUCCUGAAGCUUCUAGUUUUCAUUUGGGUUCUCUUGGGAGUGUGGGUUUUCCUUGCAGUUCUCAAUUGCAUCCAAUAGAAAUUUCUUCUCGCAGUACCUUUUCUCAUGUUGGCAGAAAUUGCCCUGACAUGUUGACAAAUGCUGGUCAUCACUCUCCUAAGCAAAUGUGCCAUAUUUUCCCUGAGAGGAUCCCGAUGAUUUCAAUGCCUACAUCUUUUGAGUCACCUAGUGAACGUGCAAGAAGCCUUUCUCACCGUAGAAAUGAAGCAAAUUAUCUUGCUGAUAAGAAACAAUUUGAACUUGAUCUUGACCGCAUAUUGCGUGGGGAAGACAGCCGCACAACACUGAUGAUAAAGAACAUUCCCAACAAGUAUACUUCUAAGAUGCUUUUGGUUGCAAUAGAUGAGCACUGUCGGGGAACCUAUGAUUUUAUCUAUUUGCCAAUUGACUUCAAGAACAAAUGCAAUGUGGGCUAUGCGUUCAUCAAUAUGACUGAUCCUCGGCAGAUAAUUUCAUUCCAUCAGGCAUUCAAUGGUAAAAAAUGGGAAAAGUUCAAUAGUGAAAAGGUGGCAUCCCUUGCAUAUGCUAGGAUUCAGGGAAAGGCUGCUCUUAUUGCCCAUUUUCAGAAUUCAAGCUUGAUGAAUGAAGAUAAACGUUGCCGUCCUAUUCUCUUUCAUACUGACGGUCCAAAUGCUGGUGAUCUAGAGCCCUUCCCCAUGGGUGCUAAUAUUCGUUCAAGACCAGGCAGACCCCGAACUAAUGGCAAUGAGGAAAACCACAACCAAGGGAGCCCUUCUACUUCUGCAAAUAGAGAGGGGAAUAUUCCAAUGGAUCGGAUUCUUCAAAGGACUUCGAUUGACCCAGCCAAUUUGCCUGAAGCACUAACUUUAUAACGAACCCUGUAUUGGAGUACAGAAUCACAUUAACCCCAAUUCGUAUCACCCCUAUUCUGACAACUGUUUUUCCGGCUGCAAAGAACCAGAACUAGUUCUAUUACAGGUUUUGGGAACUGGAGCCAGCUUUACCAAGUGGUCUUCUUAUUUUUCUGUCUCACUAAAUUAAUCACAUUGGACCAAUGAGUAUAGAGAAUCGCUUACCCAAAGGCUCUAAAUUUUGGCUUGUCUUGAGUGAACAAUCUCACAUUGGAUACAAGUUCCCCGAGGUAAAUGUUCACGGGCAGUUCAUGUUGGGGGGGCAGUUACCAGUUCAUGUCGAUAUUUCUGAUUAAUCUCCAUUUUGUUUUCUUGAA